UCUGGUGCUGGCAGCAGCUCUCAUGGUUAUUUAUUUAUUUGAAGCAUCAGUUUAGCUCUCUGUGCUCAUGUCUUUAUAGUGAAUCUAGUUAUUCUUUUUUGCCAAUUGUAUUUGCAUCAUUGUUUCAUUUCUGCUUCAGGCUUCUUUUGCUCUGGCUGAAAGGUUAUUCUUUCAAACUUUAUUUGGAAGAAAUGUGCUGUGUACGCAAUAUCCGUUUGUGUGAUACAGCUGGUAGAGCUUUUCAUUUCGACCUUAUAUAAGCAGUGGUGUCUGUUUUGUUACCAUAUCUGAUGUAUUGUCUUGUUCAGGAAGUACAUCUAGAAAGCAUUCUUACAAUGAUGACAGUCCCUGAAGUUCUGCAUAAUGUCCCAGUUCUAUACUUCUGCUUAUGGUUCACCUUCAAAUACUAGUAUAUGGCAAAUCAUCCUUCGGAUGCAUCAUGUACUAUAAAGGGAUAUGAAUCCCAAUCAUUGUCAUUGGACCAGAAGGGUGCUUCUUUGGCCAUCGCUGAAAGAUCUUCUAAAGAUGAUUAUAACUGGCGAAAGUAUGGUGAAAAGCUAGUUAAGGGAAGUAAGUUUCCACGGAGUUAUUACAAAUGUACUCAUCCCAACUGCCAAGUGAAGAAGAAGUUGGAGCGCUCUCAUAAUGGGUUGGUUACUGCGAUGAUAUAUGAAGGUGUCCAUGAUCAUCCAAAGCCCCAGCCAAGCCGUCGACAGUCAGUUGGUGCUUCAAGUAUUGCACAAGAAGGAAAUGAUAAAGCGGAAGUCUUGCCAGCAUCAACCGGAAGGGCAUUUAAUCAGUUAGAAGCGGAUGGAACUCCUAGACCAUCUUCUCUGUCAACAAGUGAUGAUGAAGGUGGUGAAGGGACUUCUGCUCAUGGAGACAAAUUGGAAGAUGAGGGCGAUGAAGGUGACCCAGAAUCAAAGCGCAGGAUAAUGGGAUCUUCUCCUCUGGACGGAAUAACUAUCAGAACAACUAGCGAUCCACGAGUUGUAGUGCAGACAAUGAGCGAAGUUGAUAUCCUUGAUGAUGGGUAUAAGUGGCGGAAGUAUGGACAAAAAGUAGUGAAAGGGAAUCCAAAUCCAAGGAGCUACUACAAAUGCACCAAUGCUGGAUGCCCAGUUAGGAAGCAUGUGGAGAGGGCAUACCAUGAUCCAAAGUCAGUUAUUACUACUUACGAGGGAAAACAUAAUCAUGAUGUACCCACUGCAAGUGCGACCAGGCAUGAAAUUUCCAUGCAUAUGGCAGUGCAGAGUGUCAGUAGUCUCAAUGGUGGUAGCCCAGUGGCCCUGAGCCUUGUGAUGCUAAAGCCACCAAAUCACAUUGAAAAUGGGAGGGCUCCGUUAUUUCCUACUGCAUCUAAUGUAGUUAGUCUAGAUUUAGGUGUUGGCAUUGGCCAGCUUCCUGAAACUAGUUGCAUUAAGGGGCAGAAUCUAACCGAAACAGAAGACAUGGCCGAAAAUAUCCAUGGUGCUAACUUGACCAAUUCAGGUCUUGAAAGUCCGAUUCAAUCUGCUGGGACACUGCCCUUCUAUGGAAAUUGAACCACGGAACAAACCAGCAUAUCGUUACAGGGUUACAGAACAGGGACACAUGCUCAGCUUUGACCUGAUCUCACAGUCGAGCCCAUUCGGUUAGUGGGUUUCGUCAAGGUGCUGUAGAUAAGUGUUGAACCAGAAAUAGACACAAGUCGUGUCCAAUCAUUUGAGCAGGGACCAACAAUUCGGUUGUGAUCAUCUAGUACACGGGCUGUUUUGAACGCAGUGAUAAAUUUUCUUCUCCUUUCAGGAAAAUGAGGGCCAAAGCUUCAUCCCAUGUCCGUGAUAUAGCUUCCUUUAAAGGCUGCCAUUUUCUAUAUGUUGAUUUAACAGCAGGAGGUUCCAAGUAGCUUCGUGUACUUGUUUGCCUGUGGUUGGGGAUUAAAUUUUUUACUUGUUGCUCGCAUCCUACUAGCAAUUCAUGUUGCUCGUGGGGUUAGAUGUGUUAUCACGUACCAUGGAGAUAAUGAAGACAGUGCAGAAAGCAUGACCAAAUUUCGGGAUUGAAUGCUGCUGCUGGAGGUGUAAAAGUCUGAUAGUGAAAGUGCUCUAUAUAGAAGGGCUAUAUGAAUGUCUGAGGCAACAUUUUUUCAUGUCCUUGGUUUAUAUUUUAUUGGAUGUAAUGAUGCGGAAAGUACUGAAGGAAGCCUUUGCAUUUCUGGUAUUUCCAUCCAAUUCGCAAACGUACUCCCUUCAUGAGUCCAACUGGAUUGUUCAUGGUAUUUGGGCCACUAAUUGAAAUUAUGAGGGAACUCUGCCCAGGAUAGGGGAGAUCUGCAUCAAUUCCUGACAAUUUCAUCAGCCUAGUUGUAUAUUCCAGCUAACUUUCUUACCCUCUCCAUCAUUCUCUUCGGGAACAUCCGAUAAAAUUGGAAUGAUACAGAGAAGAUUGGUAAUAUUGGAACGAUACAGAGAAGAUUGGCAUGACCCCUGUGCAAUGAUGACAUGCACA
This is a messenger RNA of Nymphaea colorata (pocket water lily), 2490 nucleotides long. RefSeq names its product WRKY transcription factor SUSIBA2-like. Gene Ontology annotation, molecular function: DNA-binding transcription factor activity; sequence-specific DNA binding. Gene Ontology annotation, biological process: regulation of DNA-templated transcription. The transcript is spliced from 5 exons. The coding region runs from base 414 to 1544 and encodes 376 amino acids. NCBI's taxonomy places the organism in Eukaryota, Viridiplantae, Streptophyta, Magnoliopsida, Nymphaeales, Nymphaeaceae. The record is from RefSeq and is a predicted model, not a curated record.